This is a messenger RNA of Salmo salar (Atlantic salmon), 2876 nucleotides long. RefSeq names its product sodium- and chloride-dependent GABA transporter 2. Gene Ontology annotation, cellular component: plasma membrane; cell projection. Gene Ontology annotation, molecular function: gamma-aminobutyric acid:sodium:chloride symporter activity. Gene Ontology annotation, biological process: amino acid transport; nitrogen compound transport; sodium ion transmembrane transport. Lineage: Eukaryota; Metazoa; Chordata; Actinopteri; Salmoniformes; Salmonidae. The record is from RefSeq and is a predicted model, not a curated record.
UUGUUAAACUUGUGGACAUGUCAACUCUCUUCCACAUAUCAAUGGUCCUCCACAAUGGUAGGCUGUUUUACAGUAUCAUUGUAAAUAGCUGUUAUAGGCUAUCAUCCUGGUUCAGUUCAAUACCAUGUGAAGGCUUUGGAGUUUGUAGACACGCCCCUACUCCCACUUCAACAUUCUUUCCAAAGACCUUCUAUCUGUGCAGCCAAAGGAACUGCUUCAUUGACUCCUACCAGCUGUGUGGAAAAGCAGGAUCUAUUGCGUUAAAAUAGUGGAGAAAGUGAGUGAACAUGGAAGAGGAGAUGGUUGGAGGGACGACUCCAGGAGGACCAGUGGACUCAGAGGCCCAGAAACGGAGCCCCGAGGAUGCAGUUCAGCAGGAGAGGGGCAAGUGGGCCAACAAGACUGAAUUUCUGCUCUCCAUGGCUGGUGAGAUCAUUGGCCUGGGCAACGUAUGGCGCUUCCCUUAUCUGUGCUACAAGAAUGGAGGAGGUGUCUUCUUUAUCCCGUACUUUGUGUUCCUCUUCUUCUGUGGUAUCCCUGUGUUCUUCCUGGAGACGGCAUUGGGCCAGUACACCAGCGAGGGCGGGGUCACAGCCUGGAGGAAGAUAUGUCCCAUGUUCGAAGGAGUGGGAAUUGCAUCCCAAGUGAUUGUGGCGUACUUGAACAUCUAUUACAUAGUGGUGCUAGCCUGGGGUCUGUUCUACCUAUUCAACUCCUUCAGGAAUCCACUGCCCUGGUCCACCUGUGACAAUGAGUGGAAUACUGAGAACUGUCAUAAUUUGAGUUCCAUGUUGUUGAACCCACACCUCUCCCAGUUCGACUCAGACUGGUCCUUCCUUCACAACCAGACUGACUAUAAUGACGACUAUAUGUUCAGUAAUGAAACCAUGACGAUCACGUCUCCCGAGGAGGAGUUUUGGGCUCGUCGGGUGUUGAGGACGUCAGAUAAUGUGUCUCUGGGUGCUGUGCAUUGGGACCUGGCUCUCUGUUUGCUGCUGGCCUGGAUCAUCUGCUACUUCUGCAUCUGGAAGGGAGUCAAAUCUACAGGCAAGGUGGUGUACUUCACAGCAACGUUCCCCUACCUGAUGCUCUUCAUCCUGUUUAUCCGAGGUGUGACUCUACCAGGGGCUGGAGAGGGCCUAAAGUACUAUCUCUGGCCUCAAAUGGACAAGAUCUUGGAACCUGGGGUGUGGCGUGAUGCAGGGACCCAGGUGUUUUUCUCCUACGCUGUAUGUCAGGGGGUCCUCACCUCUCUGGGCAGCUACAACAAGUACAACAACAACUGUUACAAGGAUUGCGUGGCACUCUGCAUUCUCAACAGUGCCACCAGCAUCUUUGCUGGAUUUGCCGUCUUCUCCGUACUGGGAUUCAUGGCUCACUCACUCAACGUGGACAUGAAUGAAGUCGUUAAAGGAGGACCUGGUCUGGCUUUCAUCGCCUAUCCCAAAGCCGUGUCCCUGCUACCAGGGGCCCAGUUCUGGGCCGUCCUCUUCUUUAUUAUGGUUAUCUUACUGGGCCUGGACAGCCAGUUUGUGUGUGUAGAGAGCUUGGCCACAUCCAUCACUGACAUGUUCCCUGAUGUACUGCGGAGGUCUGGCCGGAGAGAGAUCUUAGUACUAGUCAUCGCUGUAGUCUGCUUCCUACUGGGUCUGCCUCUCAUCACUGAGAAUGGGAUAGUCCUCUUUCAGUUGAUUGACUCGUACGGCGCCAGUGGGACCAGUCUGCUGUUCAUUGCAUGUUUUGAGUGCAUCGCCGUCGCCUGGGUCUACGGUGCGAACCGUUUCCUUGACAACAUUGAAGACAUGAUAGGCUACCGUCCUUUCCCUUCGGUGCUGAAGUACUGCUGGCUGUUUGUGACACCUCUCAUCUGUGGGAUCACCCUGGUGUAUGACACACUGACCAGUUCAUCAACCAAUCUAAAUCUAGAGUACGCACCUGGGCCCUGGGCCUCCCGAGUGGCCUCUCUCCUCAUCCUCACCCCGCUGAUGUGCAUCCCUGUCUACAUUCUGCUGUGUCUGUGGAGGAAUCCUAAAGGGAUGACCACUCCGUCCAGUGACCUGCGCCAGGCACGGCCACACGAACCCAGACUCACCGUGUGUGAGCGUGUCAUCAUCCAGGGACAAAAGAAACCCCCCAGGAUUGCAGGGGAUCGGGAUGAGAAGCUGGCCAUGGAGGAGAUCAGUGGAGUCUUGUGUUGAUGACAUCAUAGAACCUCGACCGUCAGGGUGCCGGGCUGCCUGGUUGGUCUAUGCAGGGAUACCAUGAAAGUCUGGGUCGUAUUCAUUAUGGCGUCAGGUAGCCUAGCGGUUAAGAGUGUUGUGCCAGUAACCGAAAGGUCAGCUGGUUCGUAUCCCCUAGCCAACUAGGUAAAAAAUCUGAUGCGCCCUUGAGCAAGGCACUUAGCCAUAAUUGUUCCUGUAAGUUGCUCUGGAUAAAAAUGACUGCUAAAUAACUGAAAUGUAAAAAUUUGCCACCAAGCGGAAGAAAAAGGACUGAAAAAGGAGGGACAGCCUGAACUUGUUCAAUAAAAAAAAAUGCUACGCUGUGCUCUAAUGAAUACCUCCCAGACUUCAACUGACCCGACAUGAAUGGCUGAUACAUUAGGGCAAAGUCAACACCAACAAAAACAAAUGGUUGACAUUUCAGAUGCAUCAUGCUACAAAUGUUUACACCUGCUCUUGAAUAUUCAGAGGUGUUUUCUCUCUGUUGUAUCUGUUAUUGUUUACUUUUCCUCCUGGAUUGCUAUUUUUUUUUACCAUUUUGAUAACCUAGUCCAGAACCCUUUCAUAUACCUCAUAUGUUACACUAAUGAACCUUGUAUAUUUCAAUGUGCUACAUUUUUUUACUUGCCCCAUAAACAACUUCCUCAUAAUUAA